Molecule: messenger RNA, 717 nt
Organism: Rhizoctonia solani
Lineage: Eukaryota; Fungi; Basidiomycota; Agaricomycetes; Cantharellales; Ceratobasidiaceae
Product: adenosine deaminase-like protein
Exons: 4
Coding region: 1-717 (238 amino acids)
Source: RefSeq, a predicted model, not a curated record
AUGGGGGGAAUUGAUAGUGAUGUCAACGAGCACUUACGGAAACGUGCUAGCCUCAUUGCGACCGAGAAUGCUCUACGUUUUGACUCUGGAGCAAUUACCAAUGCCACGGAGAACGAGAAACGUGCUGUUGAGAUUGUCGAGAAUCUGAGAAUGUGCGGAGCAAAGGAGAUAUGGAACGCGAGUGAAGGUGUACUGAUGCAUCCGGGCAUGGACUUCCUGACUGCAAAGGAGAUCAUCAUGAACACGGGCCUCUACAAGAUUAUGAAGCAGCUCCCAAAAGGAGGUUUAUUACGGGGACAUUUGAAUACAAUGUGCGACGUCAAGUUCAUCUACAACCUCGCUUUAGAAUACCCGGCAAUCCAUAUCCGAGUAAACUCCAAAGUGACUCCCAAUGCACCUCUGCCCAUGCCAGAAUUCAAGCCGCUCCCUCCCAAUCUCAUCAUGCAGUAUGCCGGUACUCCGUUACUGACCUGUGCAAAUUAUGUUCCGGGAACAUGGAUUUCAUUGCAGAAAGCGCGCAAUGGGUUCUUAUAUGGAGGUCCUGAAGGCUUCGACAAGUGGAUUCUUGGCUCAGCAACUCUAGGUGCUGGCGCAGGGACCAAAAACUAUGCCGCGCUCACCAAGGCAAGUAUAAUCUCGUUCCUUGUCUUUUUCCUUUUACUUGAUCCAGCGCAACCAGGUUCACGCAAACCUUCUCAACGGCUACCGCCUAUCUAG